Pteronotus mesoamericanus is the source of this 2454-nucleotide messenger RNA. RefSeq names its product methionine adenosyltransferase 2 non-catalytic beta subunit (gene MAT2B). The record is from RefSeq and is a predicted model, not a curated record. Gene Ontology annotation, cellular component: methionine adenosyltransferase complex. The transcript has 7 exons. Gene Ontology annotation, biological process: S-adenosylmethionine biosynthetic process. NCBI's taxonomy places the organism in Eukaryota, Metazoa, Chordata, Mammalia, Chiroptera, Mormoopidae. Bases 163 to 1134 code for a protein of 323 amino acids. Gene Ontology annotation, molecular function: methionine adenosyltransferase regulator activity.
UUCUGGGAUUGGCAUCAAAAUGCUAAUUUAAAAGGUCGAGCGAAGCUGAGAGGCUCACGUUUUCCCUGCCUCUGCUCUCUGCCAGAAGAACAAAGACGCAGCCAGAGAGAGCAGAGGCUGAAACUCAUCCCAAAUCUGUUUUCCUGAGAUCAUUUUGGAACCAUGCCUGAAAUGCCGGAGAACAUGGAGCAGGAGGAAGUUAACAUCCCCAAUAGACGGGUUCUGAUUACUGGUGCCACUGGGCUUCUUGGCAGAGCUGUGUACAAAGAAUUUCAGCAGAACAACUGGCAUGCCGUUGGCUGUGGUUUUAGAAGAGCAAGACCAAAAUUUGAACAUGUUAAUCUUUUGGAUUCUAAUGCAGUUCAUCAAAUCAUUUAUGAUUUUCAGCCCCAUGUGAUAGUACAUUGUGCAGCAGAGAGAAGACCAGAUGUUGUAGAAAAUCAGCCAGAUGCUGCUGCUCAACUUAAUGUGGAUGCUUCUGGGAAUUUAGCAAAGGAAGCAGCUGCAAUUGGAGCAUUUCUAAUCUAUAUUAGCUCAGAUUAUGUAUUUGAUGGAACAAAUCCUCCAUAUAGAGAGGAAGACAUACCAUGUCCCCUAAAUCUGUAUGGCAAAACAAAAUUAGAAGGAGAAAAGGCUGUCCUGGAGAACAAUUUAGGAGCUGCUGUUCUGAGAAUUCCUGUUCUGUAUGGAGAAGUUGAAAAGCUUGAAGAAAGUGCUGUGACUGUUAUGUUUGAUAAAGUGCAGUUCAGCAACAAGUCAGCGAACAUGGACCACUGGCAGCAGAGGUUCCCCACGCAUGUCAAAGACGUAGCCACCGUGUGCCGUCAGUUAGCAGAGAAGAGAAUGCUGGAUCCAUCAAUUAAGGGAACCUUUCACUGGUCUGGCAAUGAACAGAUGACGAAGUAUGAAAUGGCGUGUGCAAUUGCAGAUGCCUUCAAUCUCCCCAUCAGUCACUUAAGACCAAUAACUGACAGUCCUGUGUUAGGAGCACAACGUCCAAGAAAUGCUCAGCUUGACUGCUCCAAAUUGGAGACCUUGGGCAUUGGCCAGAGAACACCAUUUCGAAUUGGAAUCAAAGAAUCGCUCUGGCCUUUCCUCAUUGAUAAGAGAUGGAGACAAACGGUCUUUCACUAGUGUGCAUGUGUUGUCCUUUUUUUUUUUUUUUUUUUUUUUUAAAUGAUAGAGUAUGUGGCACUUUUUAAAGAAAAAAGAAAAUAGUUUUGUAUGAGUGCUCUUUAAUUGUGACUUAACGAUCUUUCAGGUAAAUGAUGUUCUUGCACUAGUGAAAUUAUGUAAAGAACUAAGGUCAGUAAUGCCUUGUUUGAAGUAAUAAUGUUUGUUUUCCUCAUUUUGUUUGUCCUGGCUUACCUUGCUGUUUGAGUAUAGUAGAUUAUGAUUCUUCAAUAUUUGAGAGCCAGGAUGAAACCGAUCUGCUGUAGACUUUUGCGAGGGAGGGAAUGAAAUGCAUUGUUCAUUCCUCUAACCUCUACAGUUUCAGGACUAUUGCAACUUUGACCCUUUUCUGUUUUAAAAGUGUUAAAUAGUAUGAAAAUCAUUGUUGUUCAUUGUUUGCUUUGCUUGAGCCCAGAUCAAAAUGUUUGAAGAAAGAAACUUUAUUUUUGCAACUUCAGUACAGUUUUUAUGCUUGAUACAUGUCCACAUGUUGUGUAUAUUGGCACUCCUGCCGCUCGAUGCCUCCUGCUUUUGUAGCAGCGUAUGGUGAACACUUGAGAAUAUGUGUGUUUGUGUCUGUAAUUUUUAAAUACAUAUAAAACUGUCCUUUUCACUCCAUGUCACUAAGUGAUAUUUCAUAUGUGCGAUUAUACUAAUAAUAAUGGGCCUUGUCUUUUGACCGUUCAUGAAUAAUAAUAAAUAAGUACUGCUGGCAUGGUAAUGCUUAGUUUUCUUAUAGUUCCUUUUUUUAAAUUUAAGAACCAGCCAUCUAAACUUAGUGUUAUUUUGUUGCUUUCAUUUUUAAAAAUUAUAUUCUUACCAUGUAAUAUCUGAUGCAUCCAAGAGAAUAUAUAGUUAAUCUGUUGAGACAUAAAACAGGGUAAAAAGGAAUAGGAUGAACCCACCACUUGAGAUCUAGAAUGUUACAGAUACUGUAUCUACUUGUGUCAUUUGUUUUUUGUUUUUUGUUUUUUUUAACUAAAAUGAGUGUAAUCUUGUUACACAUUUACACUGAAUGUUCCCUCUGAAGAAUGUAGAAUGAUGAAUGUGCUAUCUGUACCCAGUAAUGCUCAGGUGACCUUACCUCAACAAUCUCUUUGGUCCCCAGGAAGGAAGUGGAAAAGGUAGACGGCUGGUACGACUUGGCUUCUGUUCAGAGGUCAGUGAAGACCCUGCUUUCAGAUUUUCUGAUUGUACUUGUUGGGUAUUCUUUCCCUAGAUCAUGAUCUUCCUUUCUCAUUGGAUAAAAAGUCCUAAUGUACUUAGAAUUGGGGGUUUAGA